This is a messenger RNA of Thunnus maccoyii (southern bluefin tuna), 3060 nucleotides long. RefSeq names its product v-rel avian reticuloendotheliosis viral oncogene homolog B (gene relb). The record is from RefSeq and is a predicted model, not a curated record. The transcript is spliced from 11 exons. Gene Ontology annotation, biological process: innate immune response; non-canonical NF-kappaB signal transduction; response to cytokine. Lineage: Eukaryota; Metazoa; Chordata; Actinopteri; Scombriformes; Scombridae. Bases 231 to 2039 code for a protein of 602 amino acids. Gene Ontology annotation, molecular function: DNA-binding transcription factor activity, RNA polymerase II-specific; RNA polymerase II cis-regulatory region sequence-specific DNA binding. Gene Ontology annotation, cellular component: cytoplasm.
CAGCGCGAGGCUGCUUGCGGAAACACAAAACUAAGGCAAACUACGGUUCAGACACCAUUUAACACAUGGCUUCAUCUCAGUGUAACGCCUCCACAAGGGUCAGCGCACACACGCAGAGCUGCUGUCCACUCUGAAGACUUUUUACAGAAGUUUGGGCUGAAGAGAGAAAGACGUUUUAACCGAGAAAGUAAGGAGAAUACCGGGAUUUUUACGGUUCGACGGCGAAAUUAAUGGUUUUGAAGGACUCCUCGCAUGCGAUGAAAGGCGUUGACAUUUCCAAGGGUCCCUCUGAGCGGGAGCUGCCAGACUUUGACCUCAUCCAAGAAAUCAUCAUAGAGGACAGUGAUUGGUUGGGCGCCUCCCUCCCUAGGCCUCCUCCUCCUCCUGUAGACCUCCUACGCCAGGACCACGAGAUGCUCACACAGAGCUCAUCGCCAUCGUCCCAGCCCGUGCUGGUGGCACGAGGCACUGCGUGUCAGCCAACGUGCACCUUCCCCCAGCUGCCGCAGCAGACGUGCACUCCCAGGGAAAUGGCUCAUCCUUCCCGAGGAGCCUCCUCUCAUGCCAGCUCCCCUCGCCGCGGUCGUGGCUCCUCGUGUUUGCUGGCCUCCAGGAACUCCGGUGGCGUCUCCUCUCAAGGCCAGGGUGAGACGGAUAUGCUGGAGCGGGUUCUGGAGAAGCCCAAACUGGUGGUGGUGGAAGAGCCCAAAGAAAGAGGCAUGAGAUUUCGCUAUGAGUGUGAGGGACGGUCAGCCGGCAGCAUCCUGGGGGCGUCCGGCACAGAAACCAACAAGACUCAGCCUGCGAUUGAGAUUCAGGGUCCCAUCGACCACAUAAAGAAGGUCACAGUCACCGUUUCCUUGGUGACCAAGGAUCCUCCACAUCGGCCUCACCCCCACUGCCUCGUGGGUAAAGACUGCCCGAACGGUUCGGGAAUCUGCAUGGUGACAAUGAACCCUCACAGCAACCGACGUCACAGCUUCUCUAACCUCGGUAUCCAGUGUGUGAGGAGGAAAGAGCUGGACGUUUCACUUCAGAAGAGAAGAAGCCAGAAUAUCGACCCUUUUCAAACUGGUCACUCAAAGGGCAUUGAAGACAUGGACAUGAAUGUGGUGCGUCUGUGUUUCCAGUGUGAGCUGGACUGGGAGGACGGCAGGAAAGACUGUCUCAACCCAGUGGUGUCCAACCCGAUCUACGACAAGAAGGCCACAACUACAUCACAGCUGAAGAUCAGCUGUUUGAACCAGAACAGAGGUUCCUGCAUUGGCAAGACAGAGAUCUACAUGUUAUGUGACAAAGUACAGAAAGAUGACAUAGAGAUCAUUUUCCGACGAGGGCAGUGGAAAGCAAACGGAGAGUUUGCCCAGACAGAUGUGCACCGACAGAUCGCCAUUGUGUUCAAGACUCCUCCCUACCAGGACCAGGACAUCACAGAGGAGGUCGAUGUCAACGUCUACCUGCGUCGUCUCUCAGACCAGAUGACAAGCGAGCCGGUCCCCUUCACGUACCUGCCACACAACCCAGAUCCAUAUGAGGUGAAGCGGAAGAGAAAGAUAAAGUCGGACAUCAGCUUUAGAGACAAACCUUGUGCCACAGCAGAGAGAGCACCUGCAGCAGAGCAGCCCUUCCACUUCCCGCAGGCUCAAACCAUGAUGCCAGACGAGAGGCUCUGUGCUGCCCCGACUACGGCCUCCGCUUUGGGGGAAAUGUGUUACAACGAGCCCCAGGACCCUAACAUGAGCACUGAUGACCUCCUUAAUCAGUUGAUAGAAAUGCCUGCAUUAUGGGAAAUGUUUUCCGACCCGAACUUCACCUCGUCGAUGCCCACCGGCUUUGAGCUGGGGGCCGACCUCAACUCCUCGUUUGCCAACAUGGAUGUGAACUUAAACCAGAACUUUGGUGUGUACCAGCCGGACUUUUCCCAUUUCAGCGACGUGCAGUUCAACAGGCUUGUCACUGAGAACCAGACUCAGCCACAGUCAGAGCCACAGGACUGCCCCUCCAACGUGGUCCACGUGAAGACGGAAGAGGAGCUAUGAGGACGUGAUGGUCAGGAUCAUGUAGCACAGUUACGCACUCUUUCUGUCCACAUGAAAGGAACAGUUUGACAGUGUGAGACGUGCGCUUUUUUCCACUUUCUUGCUGACAAUUAGAUGAUAUCACUCUCAUGUCUGUAUGCUAAAUAUGAAGCUGCAACCUGGAGCAGUGACUUGUUGUCACUGAUUUCAACCAAGAAAUAGUCUGGCACAUGACUCCCUGUAAAACAACAACAGCAAGCAAACACUUGGGUUUUUAUACAAUGGAACAAACAAGAUAUUGUUAAUUAGCAAGCUUUAGAGGUGCUGGUAGGUGGAUUUUGUUGCCUUUGGACGCUGGUGCCAGUGUCAUAUUUACCAUACAGACAUGAGAGUUGUGUCAAUCCCCAAUAUCUUUGUCUGACAGCCUUGCUGGUCAAGGCUUUAGCAAACAGGAGCGGGUUAACAUUCCUUACUAUUUGCCCGUAAAUGCUGCUAGCAUUAAUCUUAAGGCUUACAGAUCAUUAGAAGGUGACUCACAUUCAUCAUGUAGCUUUAAAAGAGAACUGAUGAACUUCAACCAAGAAACAGUCUGUAACCCUCCAUAAAGUGCUGUGUAUUAUAGUAAAUCAUUUGUGAAGUAAAACUAAAAUGGCAGUAACGUACUGUAGGCUUGUUUUGUUUGCUUCAGUGUGAUUCUGGGAAGACGACCUGACUCCCUACUAGAAGUUGUCAGCAGUAGUUAAUGGAUUAUAGUUUUUAAAACAAAAAAAAAAAUCUCAAGUAGUUUUAAUCUGAGUAGUUUCACCUUUGCUCUUGUGUGUUAUUAGUGUUUAAUAUUUAAUCAACUUAAAUGCAAUAGAAACCAGUCCUUCUUGUAGCCAUAGUGCUGUGUGUGUCAGUUCCCUUUGUUCUGCAGUUUCACUCUUGUGCUAAGCAAGCAGAUCUCGUCUCGCUGCUUGUCACAGCUCUGCCCCCUCGCUGUAGCACUGUGGUGUAAAUAUGUCAAAAAUAAAAAAUAAAAUGUCAAUGUCAGUCCAAGUUA